This is a messenger RNA of Dendroctonus ponderosae (mountain pine beetle), 1116 nucleotides long. RefSeq names its product skin secretory protein xP2. The transcript has 7 exons. Lineage: Eukaryota; Metazoa; Arthropoda; Insecta; Coleoptera; Curculionidae. The record is from RefSeq and is a predicted model, not a curated record. Bases 1 to 990 code for a protein of 329 amino acids.
AUGAAAAAAUGUAUCAAAUGUCCGAUUAACAGCGAUUUUUUUCAUGAAGGUGAAGAAGAAGUGGCAGCGGAACAACCGCCAGCGGAAGAACCAUCGAAGCCUGCAGCUGAAGUACCGCCUGCUGCCGAAGUACCGCCCCCUGCUGAAGGUGAGACUGCGGGCGAAGGCCAACCUCCAGUUGAAGGUGAGCCUGCAGCUGAGGCGCAGCCUACAGGAGAAGGAGAGGUUGCAGCGCCUGCUCCUCCUACUGAGGCGCCCAGUGAAGGACAACCUCCUGCUGAUGGUGCGGCUACUGAAGGAACACCUGCUGUAGAAGGCGCAGCUGCUGAAGGCGAAGCUGCAGCUCCUCCAGGGCCUUUCGAAACGUUUAAGCAGCUCGUGUUGAACGAAAAUUACGACUUUGUCGCACUGCCGGAAACCGUGUUGGCCGCAACCGAGAAUAAGGCAGCUGUCGCUAUUCCGCAUUACUCGCUGGUAGAAAACCGGAAAAAUAGCGGUGAAGGUGUCGUCAUUUACAUAAAGGACUCUCUAAAAUAUAAAGUAGUCGACUUAACAUCGGAAACUUCAGAUGGAAACUUUACGUUCGAGACGCUGCUCGAGAAACUCAAGUCUUCACCUGCGGAAGGAGCAGCAGCAACUGAAGCCACGCCUGUAGAAGGCCAAGCUGCCACCGAAGGACAACCGGCUGCUGAAGCGGCAGCUGCAGGAGAAACGCCCGCUGCAACUGAAGCAGCGCCUCCUAGCGAGGCAGCGCCGCCAGCUGAAGGUGCAGCCACUGAAGCAGCGCCACCUGCUGAAACUGCAGCAGCUACCGAAACCGCCCCUGCUGAAGACGCUGUGGUUACGCCUGCAGCUGAUGCGCCUGCACCAGAAACAGCUGCAGCAGAGCCUGCUCCUACUGAAGCCGUAUCACCAGCCCCUACUGAGGAGCUGCCAGCCGAACCUGCAGCUGCUGAUUCAUCUCCUCCGGUUAUACAAGCUACAGCUUGAUCAGUUCCAGCUACCUUAGUUUGGUGUAUUUACUUGUGCCCAGAUUUAUAUUUAAUUUAUUAAUUAUUGUCUAGUGAAAACAUGUACAAUUGUGAUUUUGUAAAAAAUAUAUUUAUGUUUUUCUUA